GUAGAAAAUUCCUGGUUCUGAAGACUCAUCUUUCAUGGCAGUUUCUCCACCUCAUAACCUUUCAUCCAUCUAAACUACCUUAUCUUUUCCUUAAUGCAAUACCAUAACUUCAAUACUAUCAUCACCAGUUGCAGGGCUCUCUUGUUAGCUUUCUUUCUUUGUCAACAAUGGCAGAAGAAACAAACCCAAGGAAUUCCAGCACCCAGCUCUUAGCAGAACUGGAAGAGCUCAGUCAGUCCCUCUACCAGUCCCACACUGCUCGAAGAACUGCCUCCCUUGCUCUCCCUCGAAGCUCAGUUCCCCCAAUAUCAUCCGCUGAUGAAGCCAAAAAUGAGGAGAAAUCCAGCACCAGGGGGCGAUCCAGGCGCAUGUCUCUCUCACCAUGGCGGUCUAGGCCAAAGCUCGAUGAUGGAAAUGGGCAGAAGGAUCAGCCAAAGCCUUUGAGCCAGCAACCCAUCACGAAGUUGAAUGAAAAGGCAGCUUCAGCAGAGAAGAAAGGAAUUUGGAACUGGAAGCCAAUUCGAGCCCUUUCGCACAUUGGGAUGCAGAAGCUGAGCUGUUUGUUCUCUGUUGAAGUUGUCACUGUCCAAGGACUUCCAGCUUCUAUGAACGGACUCCGGCUUUCAGUUUGUGUUAGGAAGAAGGAAACCAAGGAAGGAGCAGUUCACACAAUGCCAUCAAGAGUUUCACAGGGAGCAGCUGAUUUUGAAGAGACUAUGUUUCUUAAGUGUCAUGUUUACUGCAGUUAUGACAGUGGAAAACAGCAAAAAUUUGAGCCACGACCAUUUUUGAUCUAUGUGUUUGCAGUUGAUGCUCAAGAGCUUGAUUUUGGAAGAAGUUUGGUGGAUUUGAGUCUCCUUAUUCAGGAGUCCAUAGAGAAAAGCGCUGAAGGUACACGAGUUCGACAAUGGGACAUGAGCUUCAAUCUAUCAGGGAAAGCGAAAGGAGGAGAACUUGUUCUGAAAUUGGGAUUUCAGAUUAUGGAGAAAGAUGGGGGGGUUGGAAUUUAUAGUCAGUCUGAGGGAUUGAAGUCCGGUAAAUCUAAGAAUUUCUCAUCCUCUUUUGGCCGUAAGCAGUCGAAAUCAUCCUUUAGCAUCCCCAGUCCAAGGAUGUCAAGCCGAUCAGAAACUUGGACUCCUUCACAGGGAGGAGCACCUGGAGAUCUCCAAGGUAUUGAUGACUUGAAUCUUGAUGAACCUGCUCCAGUGCCUUCAACCUCUCCCUCUAUUCAAAAGUCAGAAGAAACUGAAUCAAAGAUAGAAGAUCUAGACGUUCUGGAUUUUGAUGUUGUGGACAAAGGAGUUGAGAUCCAAGACAAAGAAGAGGCUGGCGAAGGAGAGAUGGAAGAACGUGUUGAUGAAAGGUCUGUGUCAAGUGAGGUUGUGAAGGAAGUUGUGCAUGAUCAGGUCCAUCUUACAAGAUUAACUGAGCUUGAUUCCAUUGCUCAGCAGAUAAAAGCUCUUGAAUCAAUGAUGGGGGGAGAAAAACUCAACAAAACAGAGGAAGAAACAGAUGUGCCGAGACUGGAUGCAGACGAAGAAACAGUGACUAGAGAAUUUCUUCAGAUGCUAGAGGCUGAAGAUGAUAAUGAAUUGAGAUUCAAUCAAUCUGAUAUCCCACCUCUAAAGCUGGAAGGAGUUGAGGAUUCUACAGAGGCAGAUACCAUGGUUUUUCUCCCAGAUCUUGGAAAGGGCCUGGGCUGUGUGGUUCAGACCAGGGAUGGAGGCUACUUAGCUGCCAUGAAUCCUCUAGAUACUGCAGUAACAAGGAAGGACACCCCAAAACUUGCAAUGCAGUUAUCAAAAGCUUUAGUCCUUACCUCUCAUAAAUCCAUGAAUGGGUUCGAGUUAUUUCAGAAGAUGGCUGCAACUGGGCUUGAAGAACUCAGCUCAGAAAUUUUAUCUUCAAUGCCCCUUGAUGAACUUAUAGGUAAGACCGCCGAACAGAUAGCUUUUGAAGGCAUUGCUUCAGCAAUCAUCCUCGGAAGGAACAAAGAAGGUGCUAGCUCAAGUGCUGCCCGUACUGUUGCUGCAGUUAAAACCAUGGCAACUGCAAUGAAUACAGGCAGGAGGGAGAGAAUCUCAACAGGAAUAUGGAAUGUGAAUGAAGACCCGUUGACAGUGGAUGAGAUUCUAGCAUUCUCAAUGCAGAAGAUUGAGGCUAUGGCAGUUGAAGCUCUGAAAAUUCAGGCAGAUAUGGCUGAGGAAGAUGCCCCGUUUGAAGUUUCUUCACUCGUUGGAAAAACAGCCACAACCAGUGGUAAAGAUCAAAAUCAUCCCCUUGCCUCUGCCAUUCCACUUGAGGAAUGGAUGAAAAAUAGUAGUUUGAAUACUUCUGAUGGAGAAUCUGAGAGCCAAACAACCCUCACAUUAACAGUGGUUGUUCAGCUGCGGGAUCCAGUAAGGCGAUUUGAGUCAGUUGGGGGCCCAGUGAUAGUGUUGAUUCAUGCAACACAUGCUGAUGUAAAGCCAAAAACAUAUGAUGAAGACAAGAGAUUCAAAGUCGCAAGUUUGCAUAUAGGAGGUCUGAAAGUUAAAAAGGGGGGUAAGAGGAAUGUGUGGGAUACCGAGAAGCAGACGCUGACAGCAAUGCAGUGGCUGUUGGCAUUCGGAUUGGGGAAGGCAGGAAAAAAAGGAAAACAUGUCCCCUCAAAAAGCCAGGAUAUAUUAUGGAGCAUUUCCUCACGUGUAAUGGCAGACAUGUGGCUCAAAUCAAUGAGGAACCCAGACAUAAAGUUCACUAAGUAAAGAGAAUCUUCACAUUUUUCUCUGUAAAAUUCUAGUAAGUUUGUCUUAGAUCUUGCCCAGGCUUUGAAAAAAGUGUAGGCACUAGCAAGGAGAAACAGAUUGCAUCAAUCCACAGUUGUUCUACAAUAUUAGAUUGAAUCAGUAGCAUCCCUUGUCCCUUAGCAUUAAAAACGUUUCAGCAUUUGAGACUCUCGGUAGCUGUAAUUACUUUUAUUUGUUUAUCUUCAAAUAAAAUGUACAAGGUUUUUUUU
Messenger RNA from Vitis riparia (riverbank grape), 2998 nucleotides. RefSeq names its product protein PLASTID MOVEMENT IMPAIRED 1. The record is from RefSeq and is a predicted model, not a curated record. The transcript has a single exon. The coding region runs from base 168 to 2747 and encodes 859 amino acids. Lineage: Eukaryota; Viridiplantae; Streptophyta; Magnoliopsida; Vitales; Vitaceae.